Molecule: messenger RNA, 1713 nt
Organism: Aureobasidium pullulans EXF-150
Lineage: Eukaryota; Fungi; Ascomycota; Dothideomycetes; Dothideales; Saccotheciaceae
Product: nucleotide-diphospho-sugar transferase
Exons: 3
Coding region: 1-1713 (570 amino acids)
Source: RefSeq, a predicted model, not a curated record
AUGGCUGACAAAUCCACAGUUGCACGAGUGGCAGACGAUGGCUGGCGGUUCCUCUGCACAAAUCCCCGUUCGCGACCCAGACUUCGACUUAUCGGCCAAUCUGUUCCCCGUGCAGAUGUCAUCGUUACCACAUGCGGCGAAGAGAUUGAUGUUGUCAUGGACACCGUCAGAGCAGCGUGUGAUCUCGACUAUCCUGCUGACAGAUACAGGGUGCUGAUUGCUGAUGAUGCUGCAAACCCGGACCUGGAGAUGCAGAUCGCAGCUCUCGCAACCAAGACUCCUGUGACUUUGCUAUACUACGCAAGACAAAUCAAAGGCGGUAUGAAGGCCGGUAACAUGAACUCUGCACUCAAUUAUCUACACAGUCUCGGUGGAGCUGAGUAUUGCACGUUUUGUGAUGUCGACAUGGUCUUUGAGCCAGAGUUCCUCCGAGCCACUCUCCCUCUUCUUGUUAGCGACGAUGAAGUUGGAGUUGCAGUCGUCCCGCAGAGAUUCUACAAUGUGCCGACCAACGAUCCGCUCUAUCAAAGUCUUAACGUGGAUGGCAAGUUUGACGAGAUUCAGCGCGACAGCAUGAACUGUGCAUGGGUCACAGGCCCAGGCGUUGUUUUCCGUUGCAGGGCAGUCAGAGACAUCGGAGGCUUCCCGGAGAAUGCUCUUGCUGAAGACAUCAUGACCGGCUUCACACUUCAAGGCCGAGGAUGGAAAGUCGUCUACUGCCGUGAAGAGCUCCAAUUUGGACUCGUUCCGGACACCUUCAAGGCUCAUGUCACGCAAAGAAUGAAAUGGUUUGUCGGACGUCUUCGCAACUCUCGCAGAUUGAACUGCGCUAUAGCGUCGCCACUAGUCGCAGGCAUGACUUGGAAGCAGCGCAUUUCCGCAAUCUGCCAUUGCGCUUCGCCUAUCGCAUCCAUGAUGAACAGACCACUCUGCUCCUGGAUCAUCCUCUUACUCAUUGCUUCCGGACAACCACUCAUUACCGCCAAGUCUGACCAACUGCAAUCGAUUCUCUUCGUCUACUUCCUUUCCAAAAUAACAGCUCACGCGGAGGAGUUGCUCGCAAGCACAAGUUGCGGAUAUCUAGCACUCCGCCGCAGGAUUGAAGGAAUGCACUGGCUACACACACAUCUCUUCUUCGCUCUCGCCAAAGAAUUGGUUCCGAAGUCACUCGCCGGAUCCCGUAUCGGAUUCAUACCAACAGCACUGGCAGAAUCCAAAAUUCAGGAGCGCCACACCGAUCGACGUCCCGGACUCCUCAGACGAUUGCGAGUCAUGUUCCUUUACCAAGAGUUAUGGUACCACGUCGUUGUCGUGCUGGCCGCAGCAAUGAUCUUCAGUUUCGCGCUUGUCAAGUCCAAUAACGAAGGAAGUUUGCGAUACCUUCUUACGCACUUGCUGGUGCCAGGAGCCGCAUGGAGCAGUCACUUUGCUUCGUUGCGACCAAUCGCAUACGCCUUGUGGCCACCAACCAUGCCGGAAAGACGCGAGCUGAUGACACGCGAAUAUGCCAAACCACGACCAGAGGCGAAGGUGAAUGAAGAUCAUCUUCAGUUGCACUUGGAGGAGAGCUCUGAUGGCUCCACAUUCGAGGUUUGGCGACCAAGAGCAGAACAGAAGCUCGAAUUCUGGGAUGCUUGGGCAAUUUUACCGGAGAUCCCACGUCAUAUUAGUUUGUUGUUUUGGGUCGCUGUCGGCUUGAGACUGUGGCAGUGA